UUGCUAGCUUAGCCCGUCAGACUCCCGGUCGACGGCUGUCAACAAAGGAGUCCGGAGAUGGACACCAACGUGCAAAAGAGACGCGAGAAUAAGAAGUCCCUUCGCGUGAAGGUGAUAAGCCUCGGGAAUGCCGAAGUUGGGAAGAGCUGCAUCAUUAAACGAUACUGUGAGAAGAGAUUCGUGCCCAAGUACUUGGCUACAAUAGGGAUUGACUAUGGUGUCACAAAAGUCCAGGUGCGAGACAGAGAGAUUAAAGUCAACAUCUUCGACAUGGCAGGACAUCCUUUCUUCUAUGAGGUUCGUAAUGAGUUCUAUAAGGACUCUCAAGGGGUGGUGCUGGUCUACGAUGUGGGGCUGAGGGAGAGCUUUGAUGCCCUGGACAGCUGGCUGGGGGAGAUGAAGCAGGAGAUGGGCUCUCAGGCGAACAUGGACAGCAUCGUCUUUGUUGUCUGUGCCAAUAAGGUGGACCUCACUAAGCGGCGGGUGGUUGACGAGGGGGAGGGGAGGUUGUGGGCAGAGUCUCGAGGAUUCCACUACUUUGAGACGUCGGCACAGAGUGGAGAGGGAAUCAACGAGAUGUUCCAGGCCUUCUUCUCCUCUAUAACAGACAUGUGUGAAAAUGGCGGAAAGCGCCCAGUGUCGGAGGUGAAUGUGGGCUUCACCAAGGAGCAGGCUGACACUAUUCGACGCAUACGCAACAGCAAAGACUCUUGGGAUAUGCUGGGGGUGAAGCCUGGCGCUACACGGGAGGAGGUUAACAAGGCGUACAGGAAGUUGGCCGUGCUUCUGCAUCCUGACAAGUGUGUCGCCCCAGGCAGUGAGGACGCCUUCAAGGCUGUGGUCAAUGCCCGCACCUCUUUGCUCAAAAACAUCAAAUAAUUACACACACACACACACACACACACACUUCUCUGUGUCUCUGUCUCUCUCAGUCUGCAGACUGACUGAACCACUCAUCCAAACCCCUUGGUGACAUGAACUUUAACCCCUCUUCUAUCACACAAAGACACUAAAAAACUUUUUUAAUGCCCCCCCCCUGCACACACACACAUAUACACACACCUCUACAUAGCCAACAUAUUUAUUUAUUUAUUGGUCUUUCGAUCAUAAUCGUUUAUGUGUCAUGUUGCUUGCAGUCUUGGUCAUACUGUAUGCCAAACUUUUAGCUUAUUUUAAAAGCAGUUUUGAUUUCCAUACUCUUUAUCAACUUAUCCUUAUGAACUGGUAUUUUUGAGUGCGUGUGUGUGUGGGUGAGUGCAUGUGUGUGCAUAUGAGUGAGGUUGUACCCUCAUACUCGGUCCAUGCAUGACAUCAGAUCUCAGGAAGUUUACCUCCAGCUAGUACAGACCUAACACAUAUAGACUCCACCCAUUUUCAUAGCAGAUGUGCCACCUGGGAAACAUCUGGGGUCCGCAAGGUCAGGGCUGAGUGGACAGGUAAAACUCUGGUUUGACAGGUCAGCUUAUCCCAUGUCACUCAGCGUAGUCUAGUCAGCCAUUUUGAACACAGAUUGUAAAUACACCUACUGUUGAUGGUGACAGAAGAUGACUGUGUCAAGUGAUGGCAGGAAGUAGAUUUGUGCGGUGUCUGAUGACCUGUCAGGUUGAGAUGUCAAUUUGUAUAAAGGGGCAAAUUUAGCUGUAACAAUCUAAAGCCCUUCUGGGUGUUUAUUUACCCCACCUCAAAAAGACAGUGUUCGUGGUGGUAGCUGCUAUGACUGGUAAAUGACUUUUACUUUGCCGAUUGUUAAUUUAAAGCUGUUAAUGCCGCC
Lampris incognitus (smalleye Pacific opah) is the source of this 1771-nucleotide messenger RNA. RefSeq names its product DnaJ (Hsp40) homolog, subfamily C, member 27 (gene dnajc27). Gene Ontology annotation, molecular function: GTP binding; GTPase activity. The transcript is spliced from 7 exons. NCBI's taxonomy places the organism in Eukaryota, Metazoa, Chordata, Actinopteri, Lampriformes, Lampridae. The record is from RefSeq and is a predicted model, not a curated record. Bases 58 to 879 code for a protein of 273 amino acids.